Australozyma saopauloensis is the source of this 534-nucleotide messenger RNA. RefSeq lists its product as uncharacterized. The record is from RefSeq and is a predicted model, not a curated record. Bases 1 to 534 code for a protein of 177 amino acids. Lineage: Eukaryota; Fungi; Ascomycota; Pichiomycetes; Serinales; Metschnikowiaceae. The transcript has a single exon.
AUGCAAAAUUUACUUCCUUCAAUGCAACCAGAAGAAGAACUUGUAUGGUCCUUGUAUUCCGAAACAGGCAUAGCCCUAACCAACAUGAACCUGGCUCUCAGUCAUCCGAAUGCAGACCAGACAAAGCUCCGGGCUCUAAGAAGUUCACUUCUCGAAACAAACAACACUCUACAAGAACAGUUGCGUUUCUUGAUCCAGGCGCUGCCUCGCAAGUCUUCUCCUCCACAUGAAGAUGGACAAGACUGUCUUGAGAAGGCAGUAAGACUCAUUCAAGAGGCUUCAAUGUAUACGAAGCGACCUAAUAUACCCAAUUCUGAGUCGACUCUCGAGUGUGUCAACGGAAAGUGGACCAGAACGUACGGAGGACAGCCAUUGGAUGAUGCUGGACAACGAACCACGGCUGUGGGACGACUCAAACGAGACUACGAUUCGCAAGUGUUGAACAUCCUCAGACUCGAGCUGGAGCGCAAUUCCUUGCAGUUGCAGGUUUUGGUGCUUGAGAACAGGAUCAGACUGCUGUCAGGAAAGCGAUAG